Messenger RNA from Panicum hallii, 1157 nucleotides. Its product is annotated as zinc finger CCCH domain-containing protein 37-like. The transcript has a single exon. The record is from RefSeq and is a predicted model, not a curated record. Gene Ontology annotation, molecular function: metal ion binding. Lineage: Eukaryota; Viridiplantae; Streptophyta; Magnoliopsida; Poales; Poaceae. Bases 9 to 824 code for a protein of 271 amino acids.
CGGCAGUCAUGGUGAGCCGUGAGCACAGCCACAGCUACGAGCAGCUCAUGCUCGACCCGGCGACGCUGGGAGGCUCCGCCUGCAGCUGGGCCGAGGCGGCCGCGCUGGAGAUCAUCCCGCCGCAGCUCCUCGCGGCGCUGGGGGAGUACCUCUCCGCCGGCCACGCCGGGGACGGCGACGCCGCCGAGGCCGAGGCCGAUGCGGAGGCGGACGACGAGUUCAUGAUGUACGAGUUCAAGGUGCGGCGGUGCGUGCGCCCGCGGAGCCACGACUGGACGGCGUGCCCCUACGCGCACCCGGGCGAGGCCGCGCGCCGCCGGGACCCGCGCCGCGUGGCCUACGCGGGGGAGCCCUGCCCGGACUUCCGGCGCCGCCCUGGCGCCGCGUGCCCGCGCGGGAGCGGCUGCCCGUUCGCGCACGGCACCUUCGAGCUGUGGCUCCACCCGUCCCGGUACCGCACCCGCCCCUGCCGCGCGGGCGCCGCCUGCAGGCGCCGCGUCUGCUUCUUCGCGCACGCCGCCGCCGAGCUCCGCGCCGCGUCCAAGGACGACGGGGGCUCGCUGUCGCUCUCGCCCAAGUCGACGCUGGCGUCGCUCUGGGAGUCGCCGCCGGUGUCGCCCGUCGAGGGGCGGAUGAGGUGGCUGGACGCCGUCGACGAGGCGUCGGACGCGGACGCGGAGGUGGAGGAGCUCAUGCUCGCAAUGCGGGAGCUCAGCUUCAGGAAGGCCGCGGCGGCGUCGGCGCUCGUAGCGGCGCCGGUGCUGCCCCCCGUGACGGAGGAGGACGGGCCGGACUUGGGGUGGGUGUCGGAGCUGGUGAUGUGAGCAUGCAUGCCGGCGCCCCUCCCAGCCCAAGAUGGAUGCCAUCUCCGACGAGGCGCCCCUCUCGCACCAUUCGGAACAGCUUCAUUAUUAAGCAAUAUUAUUGUUAAUUCUAGCAUUUUCUCUAAUUGCAUCAUUCUUCUGUGGAUAAACAAAACAUGGUGCAAGUAUCCAUACAGCGAUCUUGUAAGCGUGGCGUGUGUUCCCCUCUUCUUUUUGUCGGAGAUCUUGGGCGUAGCGUGCGUGCAGGUGCAUGUGCAUGCCGCCGCCCACGGUUUCUCCGAUUACCAAGUGUAUGUAGUAGAAACCAAGUACGAAGUGUAAUUGGCCAAGUAA